AUGGCAAGCCCAAGCCCAAGCCCAACCGCAGCUCUCGACCCCGAAAAGAACACACAAGAUACAUUGCAUCUCCCCCUCUGGCGCAAAUGCAUCAUUCUCUUCAUAGUAAGCUGGAUGACCUUCGUCGUCACCUUCUCCAGCACGUCUCUCCUCCCCGCAACCCCCGAAAUCGCGACUGAGUUCAACACAACCCCCGAACUCCUGAAUGUCACCAACGCGGGGGUGUUAUUGGCGAUGGGCUUCUCGUCGCUUAUUUGGGGGCCGGUCACUGCGCUGCUUGGGCGAAGGGUUGCGUAUAAUAUUGCGAUUGGGGCGCUGUGUGGUGUGUUUACGGCUUUUAGGGUGCUGGGUGGGUUGACGGGGACGUCGUUCAUGGUGCAGGGGCAGACUAUCCUGGCGGAUAUUUUUGAGGCGGUUAGGGGGACGGCGGUUGGGUUCUUUAUGGCUGGGACGGUGACGGGCCGGCGAUUGGUAGGACCAUGUAUCGGCGGCUUGGUGGUGACCUUUGCCCACUGGCGGGUCAUCUUCUGGGUGCAGGUUGCCAUGGCCGGGCUGGGCCUCGUGCUUUCGCUACUUUUCGUCCCAGAGGUCGAGAAGAGAGAAGCCGAGGGUGAAGGUGUCCCACGCCCUUCUUCCCUGCGAGAGGUCCUUGCCAUGUUCAACCCCGUCCGUAUCUUCCGGCAGUGGUUGUAUCCCAACGUCUUUCUAUGCGACCUAACGUGUGGUCUCCUCGCCAUCUUCCAGUACGGCCUCCUCACCUCCGCCCGUGAGAUCUUCAACCCCCGCUUCAACCUCACCUCCGCCCUCGUCAGCGGCCUCUUCUACCUCGCCCCCGGCGCGGGAUUCCUCCUGGGGAGUAUCCUCGGCGGGAGACUAUCCGAUCGCACAGUGAAACGAUUGAACAGCGGGCUGGCGACGCUGUGCGUGGUGCUGCCCAUCGCGGUGCUGGUUUAUGGGUGGACGCUUGAGAAGAGGGCGGGGGGUAUGGCUGUGCCUGUCAUUGCGGCGUUCUGGGCGGGAGUGGGUCUGAUGGGCUCGUUUAACGGGUUGAAUACGUAUGCUGCUGAGGCGAUUCCCGAAAGAAGGUCCGAGGUUAUCAGCGGGAAGUAUAUCGUACAGUACUUAUGUUCGGCCGGGAGCAGUGCGGCCGUUGUUCCCCUGGUCAAGGUGAUUGGGGUGGGCUGGACGUUUACAAUCUGCGUGGUCUUGUCGCUGCUCGGUGGAGGAUUUGUGUUCUGUAUCACGCGCUGGGGGAAAGCUAUGCAGCUGUGGGCUGAGGAGAAGUUUCAUUUAGACGGGAAGACUGGGCUAUAG
Messenger RNA from Aspergillus novofumigatus IBT 16806, 1314 nucleotides. RefSeq names its product putative MFS transporter. Gene Ontology annotation, molecular function: transmembrane transporter activity. Lineage: Eukaryota; Fungi; Ascomycota; Eurotiomycetes; Eurotiales; Aspergillaceae. The transcript is spliced from 8 exons. Gene Ontology annotation, biological process: transmembrane transport. Bases 1 to 1314 code for a protein of 437 amino acids. The record is from RefSeq and is a predicted model, not a curated record.